AUGAAACAUUCACAGCAAGCAGCAUAUUGUGCUGUUAUGCUCCUCAGCUUAAUAGUUAUAGGGUUUGUUGGGACCGUGAGGGGAGCCUACAGCAUACCCGAUGAACUCAUCGACUGUUAUCGAGGUAAUGGUACGCAGCCCGGCCCUCCACAGACCGUGCAGUAUCUGCUGGAACUGAUACGCAAGAUAGAGCGGCACAAUCCGACCACGCUGGAUAUGCGUCUGCUGAGCGCCGAAAUGAUUCACCGUUUGCGUAUUGACGGUAUCGAGAACGUGCCGGGGAUCGCUGAAACGGAAUGGGUCACCCCGUACAGCCCGAACGGUAUUAUGGUGCCGAAGUACACACUCCUCCGCCAGCUGGUUUCGAACGUGCCGGGGCGCAUCGAUUUCGAUACUUUCCUCACCCCGGGAGAAAUUUGCGACCUGCAUCGAAUGCUGAGUAGCUCCGUGGAGCCAUAUCAGCGGGAUGACGAGCGCAGGACCUGCCCGGUAACGUUGACAAGCAGCGAUGGUAAUCCACAGGCCCCUUGGAUAACGCAGAAUAAAGCUCAGAAAUCAAACUCUAAUAGAACCACCUUUGCGCGCCCUCUCUCUCGUUGCCCACUGGAACGUGGAACCGUCCUCACCGCUGACCACGGCACGAUUGCCCCGGGUGUCGUCAUUAUGUCCAUUGCCGCCGGCAUGCAGCCGCAGAACGUGCUCAUUAGUGAGUUUAUCACGGCCUACCGGAAGAAAACUCCGUACGAAAAUCUUGAAACCAUGGAAACGGCUGACACGCGCAAACAGCUUGAGAAACUGUUCGCCUCGCUGGAAUCGAUCGAUAACAUGUACGCGGCCGGAUUGGCUGGCGAUCUGGCCGAAGUGUGCCUGUACCAAGGUCCGGCACUCUUGACACAGGUAAAUGUCGGGCUGGCCGGCAGCUGGAAUGAUAGCUACUUUCCACGCGCCCGCUACCUGGAUGAAAAUCACGCCGGACGCUGGGAGAUGACGGACAGCGAGAUCCUGUCCGGGAUCGAUGGAUUUUAUCUAGCCCAACAGACGCCACAAUUGGUGAAGCGUUUGCGUCGCUUGCGGCUAUCGCAGGUACUGGAUAUGUUCUACAGCGAACGGGGUAUUCCGGUGGCGUCAAUUGAAAAUGUUUCUCACCGGCGUCGGCUGGGCGGUGGCCAUGGUACGAUACCAUCGAAAGGUGGUUGGCCAGCUGCGCAAAACGCACUUCGGGCGGAGCUGGACGAUGAACGUGAACACGCCGGGAAGACACAGUUCAGUGCGAAGGCGGCAGGGAACAGCAGGUUCCGCCACGUGUUCGAUGACGAAGGUGAAAGUACGCUGGAACAAGGACAAAGGCAGACGAUUGACGUGACUCGGGCGUGCCAACGGAAGGACAUCGUGCGGUCGAUAGAGCGGGAUAAAUUGAAGCAGGAAACAUACAAGCUUGUGGAAGUCCUCCAGUACGCCACGGGCAGUGUGGUCGUCGAAGAAACGCUAAUGAGACGGAUCUGCGAUGCUACCGUUGAUAGAUUCUUCGAGCGGACCAGUCAACUGCUAAACACCAUUUCCAGUUGUCCGGUUGGCGUCGAUCCCACCAAAUCCACCAUCAAACCUAACGUUGAUCUAACGGUCGUUUUGGAUGGUUCACGAGACGAAUAUCGUAGCUUACAGCUUAUUUCGUUUCUAGUCGAGCUGAUCGAAGUUUCCCACUACGGUUCAUCGAUUUCCAUCAUAAACGGAGCCACAGGUGAAUACAUGGUCAACAAAACGAACAGCAUGUCGGAGGUGUUUGAGCGACUUCAAACUUCCCUUGGAUCCUUUCCGCCGCAGCUUUCACUUUCCAGAAGCUUUGCUUCCAUCGUUACAACGCUCUCACGACAAAUGGAUGCGGAAAGAUCGUUGUUCCUGGUGGGAUCGAACACUCCCGUCGUUCUGGUCUUCUCACAGUCCCACCGUAUAGCUCAGGCCGAUUUCGAGAGCGCACGCCGAAUGCUGCGUGGAUCGUUUCAACAGUUUCCUGACCUAUACUUUGCGUUCGUUACAAACGAUGCUGCUUCGAUCCGUCAGUUGGUUGACUUUAGUGAUACUAUUCACAGUCGAACCGCGGAAGAACACUAUCACAUCAUCGAUUCAUCGCAAACGGCUAUCGAAAGCUUUGCAAAAGAUCUUGGAACGCUCGUGCAGGGUGUUCCCCAGCGUUUGAUGGCACCGCACUGUCAUACGGCCAGCAAUCGCGAUACAUGGCGCAGCGAUCUUAUACGCGAGGAGUACGAACAGUAUCUUUCGCCCGGUGUGGAGCUGCGGUACCGACUGGGACAGCUCUUCCUGCGCAACAGCCAGGACGUUCGGAUGCAGUUCAUGAACACGGACUAUGGAGAGUUCACCGUGUGCGAAGGACGCGACCAUCGGAGCACCCCAACGAACUGCCAGACAACGGGGCCGGAUCAGCAAAGCCUCUGGUUCAACAACAGCCAUCCGUGCAAUGGUGUGGACGAUCAUGCCUGCCGCUCGCUCUACUAUUCCGUCCGCAUGGAAAGCUCGAAUAUGAUGUGCAACGAAAACGAUUGCCGAUACCCGGACCAGGUACGCUUCGUCAUCCGCCAUGAGGGUCUUCGAUGUCUGAAUGAUGGUAGUGGGGCAACCAGGUCCCUUCCAGUACGAUUUGCUUGGCUUGUACUGGUGAUGUGUAUUUUAUUUCGUAUAAUUGUUAACAAUUGA
Molecule: messenger RNA, 2709 nt
Organism: Anopheles coustani
Lineage: Eukaryota; Metazoa; Arthropoda; Insecta; Diptera; Culicidae
Exons: 7
Coding region: 1-2709 (902 amino acids)
Source: RefSeq, a predicted model, not a curated record